This is a messenger RNA of Bradysia coprophila, 2016 nucleotides long. It is a transcript of the gene Cog6, whose product is annotated as conserved oligomeric Golgi complex subunit 6. Gene Ontology annotation, cellular component: COG complex. The record is from RefSeq and is a predicted model, not a curated record. Gene Ontology annotation, biological process: intra-Golgi vesicle-mediated transport. Lineage: Eukaryota; Metazoa; Arthropoda; Insecta; Diptera; Sciaridae.
UGACAGAUGUCACAACACAAGACGUGUCAAGUCAACUCUGUCUAUUUUUCAACUCUUUUCGAUUUGUUUUCCUUAAAAAAUGAGUGAAAUUUCAAAAAAUGAUGAUCCAAUCAAGAAAAGAAUUAAUAAAACUCUCGAAAGUCGCCUUGACACAGACAAGGAAGCUAUUGAAGCUUUGACCGACUUAUCAACUUUUUUCCAUGAAAACACUUUGCAGACGAGACGGAAUCUACGAAGUCAAAUUGAAAAGAGAAGUUUGGCCAUCAAUGAGAAUUUUCUCACCGCCCUGAAACAAGUGAAAGAAGCUGUUGAUGCAAUUUACUCCGACAUCAGUUCGAUGACAUCGGCAGUGAAUGAGAUGCAGGAGUGUCUUAACAGCGCUCAAUCUCAGUCGCACGAUUUGAUACAACAAACGAACAAUUUGCAGGCGGAAAGUGACAAAUUGCAAUUGCAACAACAAAUAGCCGGUGCGUUCCUAUCGAAAUUUCAGUUGACCAUUGCCGAACAUCAACAGCUCUAUGGUAGUUCAAGAGACGAUCCCAUCAAAUUGGAAUUCUUCGAUGCACUGGCUCGUGUCCAGAAAAUCCAUUCCGAGUGUAGAGUCCUGAUGCAAUCGGGUUAUCAGACGGCCGCUUUGGAUAUAAUGGAGGAAAUGACAUUGCAUCAAGAAGGUGCUCUGGAACGUUUAUAUCGAUGGACUCAGCACCAUUGCCGUAAUAUCGAUCUGAAUGAGAUUGGCGUAUUGAUGGAAAUGGCAAUGCAGAAACUGCAAGAUCGGCCGGUGUUGUUCAAGUAUGUAAUCGAUGAGUAUGCAACUUCUAGGCGAUCGAUUUUGGUGCGGAACUUUAUUGAUGCUUUGACUAUUGGUGGGCCGAAUGGGAAUCCCAAGCCGAUCGAAUUGCACGCUCAUGAUCCCAAGAGAUACAUUGGCGAUAUGUUUGCAUGGAUUCAUCAAGCAAUUCCAACGGAAAAGGAAAAUUUAUUGCUUCUGCUGAAACAGUGUGACAAACACGAUUUAACGGAUCAAAUCCAAACCGCUCUGAGUCACAUCUCUGACGGAAUUUGUCAUCCGCUGAAAGUUCGUGUUGAGACCGUUCUCAAUUCGGAAAAGGACCUGAUUGUACUGUACGCUGUGGCUAACUUAAUGCGAUUCUAUCAGAAUAUCGUCAACAAUGUUGUCAAAGGCGGUCAACUAGAGGAAUGUCUGCAAAAUCUUCAAGCCUUCAGCGAACAUUCAUACCUCAAUUCUUUGUCACAACAGGUGAAAGUUUUGUUGCAGGGGCCGCCAGGAAGUACUAACAUCGGGCUAGAGCCGCCGAAAAGUGAUCUGGUGCCACCACAAAGCGUCAACAAACUGCUGAGUAUUUUAAAGGAAAUCUUGUCCGUGGCCAGUAUGGUUGAAAGUCGUCAAAGUGACAUUACCAAGAUUGUCUCGUGCGUUAUCGAUCCACUGUUGCAUUCCGUCACCGAAUCUGCAUCGCAUCUACCAUCAGUUGAUAUGGCAUGUUACAUGCUGAACUGUUUGUACAAUAUGCAGUCAACACUAGCAAUGUAUGAGUAUAUGGACGAUCGUAUGGAGCGACUUCAAGCGCAGUCGGAUGCUCAAAUAGAUACAUUGACCUCGGAACAAGCAUCGUCUUUGGUGGCAAAUUUGAAUUUAGGUCCAAUUUACACCAUCCUACAGAGUUCGACCACAAAAUUGGAUUUGAAUCAAUUGAAAAUGUUCAUGGAUAAGUUGGAUGCCUUUGUGGAAAUGCCCGAAAUUCUGUUACUACCACAAGUAACUCUGUUGCAAAGCACAAAUCAUCGAUUAACGGUGCAGAAACGAGCCCAGAGUGUAAUCGUUGCUAUCUACAAGCAGCUUUAUGAGCGAGUUCACGAUCCCAGCAAUGAAUACCAGAACACCGGUUCGGUAUUUAAGAAGACACCGGAAGAAGUGGCUGAAUUAUUGUCGUGUUAAUUUUAGGUUCAAUAAAUUUGUUAUUCGAGAAGUAAUAGAAAUGGUGGUCAAUCAUC